CACCAGCAUGAACACGCAUAGGAUUAAGGGUGAAGCAACAUCCUACCUCGACAGGUGAUUUCACUCAUAUCAUGACAAAAUGCUUUUCUUGGCGGUGAAAAUAAAGUGUUGUAGUUAAAGGACACAGUCACCAGGAUGAUGACAUUGCUCCUGUUUGCCUUCUAUCUGGCGUUUACCCCUGAGUGUGCACAAGGGUUAACCCAGGGGUUCACCUGCACUCAGGGGUUAUGUGUGCCUGAGGAUCGUGUGUGUGACUUUACGGACAACUGUGGAGAUGGCAGCGAUGAGAAAAACUGUUCUAGAUAUAAGAGGUGCAACUUUGAGGAGGGAUUCUGUGACCUGAUUCAAAGCUCAGACACGUUAUCUGAAUGGACCAGAACAACUGAAGUCCACAGACUCAAACAUGACCACACCAACGACUCCUCAGCAUAUUUCCUGUCAUUGUUACCUGUUGGAGGAAACAGAACUACAGCAUUCCUGACCAGUCCUACUUUCCUACCCACUCCGACUUGCCAGAUGAGUUUCUACUAUUACGUUGGGGCAACGCAUGGAGAUCUUCAGGUCCUGGUUCAGACUCAUCCAUUUGGUCAGAGCACAGUGUGGACAUUCUCACCACCACAGAUGGAAACAUGGCUGCAGACAGUAAUUCCGUUUUCCAGUAAUCACAGUUUUCAGCAGGUGGUCAUUCGAGGGGAAUUUUCAGCUGACAGCGAAGCUACUGAGGUCCUCGCCAUCGAUGAUCUAUCCUUCAGUCCUGGCUGCCUGACUGUGCCCGAGAUCAGUGUUCCCCGUCCUCCUGUUUGCCCUCCAUCGUGGUUUGCCUGUGGUGGUGGGAAGUGCAUCAAGGAGACCAAAGUGUGUGAUUUUACCCCAGAUUGUCCCCACGGAGAGGAUGAAGCCAGCUGCCCCUCUGAAUGUGACUUUGAGGGUGGGUCUUGUGGCUGGUACGAGCUCACCCUGGGCGAUGGCUUUGACUGGGUCAGGGGUUCCUCUGAGGAGGUGCCUCCCGACUACCUUGACCACCCACCACCUUUGGACCACUCUACAAACGCAACUGAAGGCCACUUUGUGUUCAUAAUGAAAAAUAGCAGCAGCCUAUAUCCGAGAGCAGUUCUCAGAGGACCCUGGUUCCAACAAUCGGCCUCUGGGUGUACUAUGACCUUCUGGCAUUACAACUCAGGCAUAUCUGUAGGCGCUGCUGACAUGUACCUUCGAAUCAAUGGAAUCCACAACAACACUGUCAUAUGGAGAACCUUUUACGACCAGGGAACCCAUUGGAACCAGGUGACGGUGCAGUUGGGACGCAUCACCCAGCCCUUCCAGAUUGCUCUGGCGAAGAUGAGCCUUGGUGUGUUCGAUGGGGUCUCUGCCUUAGAUGAUAUCACCUUCAAAAACUGUUCAAUGCCGGUUGCAGUAGCAGAGUGUCCGCUGUACACACAUUUCCACUGCGUGCAUAGCAACGCGUGUGUUGAGCACCUGCAGCUGUGUGACCUUGUGGAUGACUGUGGGGAUGGAUCAGAUGAGGAGGGAUGUUCUCCAGAGAUGCAGUGUAACUUUGAGGAGGGGCUGUGCAGCUGGAAACAGGAACAGAGUGGAGGAGAUGUGUUUGACUGGACUCAGAUCCAAGGCCCCACUCCAUCCUUUGACACGGGGCCCUGGAAAGACCACACACUGGGCACUAGCCAUGGCCAUUACCUCUACAUCGAGUCAUCUGUCCCCCAGAAAUUUAAAGACACUGCGGUGCUACUGAGCCGAGUCUUUCAACCCACCCACCAGCGUGGCAAGGACCCCUCCAAGUCCCGCCAUCGCUGUGUUUUCCGUUUUCAUUACCACAUGUUUGGAUCACAUGUGUUCUGCUUGGCAGUCUACCUGAGGACCACCUCCACAGGCCGUGGCCAUAUGCUCUGGGUACGAUACGGAGACCAAGGAAACUUAUGGCACAGAAAGACUCUCUACCUCAACAGUGCUCGUCCUUUCCAGAUUUUAAUUGAAGGUACAGUUGGAGAUGAUUUCAAUGGAGACAUUGCCAUUGAUGACAUUUCCUUCCUGGACUGUGUCCCGUAUGAAGGAGAGCUUCCCAUGUUAAAUACCACAAUCCCUGUAGUGACCACUCCCCCACCCACAGUGCAGCCCCACAGCUGCCCUGAUGGAGAGUUUGUAUGUGGGGCACAUGGGGAGUGUGUUCCACAGACCAAAGAGUGUGACUUCAGACCUGAUUGCUCCGAUAGCUCUGAUGAAUUAAACUGCGUGAAGGAACUGUGUGAUUUUGAAAGAGGUGACACUUGUGGUUGGAUGAGUCUCGACCCUUCAUUGGUCCCAAUCCAUGCAUUUCUCUGGUCACCUGAUCAAGGGGAAAGCAUUCAUGAUGGAGAGCAGUACCAUCGUCCUAUCAAUGACCACACCCUAGGCACCCCUGAGGGUUGGUAUAUGUAUGCAGACAGUUCAAAUGGUUGCUAUGGUCAAACCAGUGACCUACUGACACCUGUCAUCUCCUCCACUGGGCCUCAUUGCACCCUCAUCUUCUGGUACCACAUGAGCGGAUUCACUGUAGGAUCACUGCAGGUGCUUUUGAAGAACAGAAACCUCACUCACGUGGUUUGGUCUCAGACUGGUAACCAAGGUAACAAAUGGAGACGAGGAGAAGUAUUUUUGGGUUUAUCAAACAACUUCCAGUUGUUGUUCAGAGCUAAGCGAGGGAUUAGCUACAUGGGUGAUGUGGUGAUAGACGAUGUCAGCUUCAUCGACUGCACCCCCCCGCUUCCCUCAGAUCAACCAUGUACACUUGAGCAGUAUGCCUGUGCCAAUGGCAACUGCAUCCCUCAGGACAACCUGUGUGACUUCAUCAACCACUGCAGGGACAACUCUGACGAGGACCCCUUCAUCUGUAAGGGCUUUAGUGGACGCUGCAAUUUUGAGUUUGACCUCUGUUCCUGGCGCCAAUGCCGACAGGAUGACUUUGAUUGGCUCAUCAAAGCGGGCAGCACUCCGACAGUUGGCACCGGGCCGUCAAGUGACCACACCCUAAGAGACCCCUCAGGGCACUAUCUCUACCUUGAGAGCUCUUUCCCGCACUCAGUUGGAGACAUCGCCUGUAUAUCAGGACCCCUGCUAAGCCGCAGCAGCUCACAGUGCAAGAUGCGUUUCUACAUUCAUAUGUCCGGAGACGGCAUUGGGACCCUCAGCGUGUUCAGGAAAAGUGAAGGAAACCUUCACCUCCUGCUGAACCUGACCGGAGACCAGGGCAACUACUGGCAGAUGAGGGAGAUCCCGCUGAGCCACACUAGAGACUUCCAGGUCAUGUUUGAGGGCAAAGUUGGCCGAAGUUCUAAGGGUGACAUCUGCCUGGAUGACAUCACUUUCUCUCCAGGGUGUCUGCUCACCUCCUCUGCUAGAUUAGAAGACAACACUCCUGUGCCUCCUGCAGGCUCCUGUCCUUUAGGCUUCCUGCUGUGUGACAAUGGCCGAUGUUUCUCUCCGGGUCAGAGUUGUGACUUCACAGAUGACUGCGGUGACGGCACUGAUGAAAAGGAUUGUGGGACUUCCUGUUCCUUUGAGGGCGGUCGCUGUGGCUGGAAGAGCUCUUUGGCUGAUAAUUUUGACUGGACGCUUGGGACUGGGUCUGUCCAAAGUAUACGGCCCCCAUACGAUCACACGCUGAUGGAUGAAAACGGCCAUUUCGUCUAUCUGGAAGCCACACCGGUGGGACUCAAAGGCGAUAAAGCUCAUAUAAGAAGUUCUGUUUGGAAAGAGUCCAGUCCCAUCUGUAAGCUUUCCUUCUGGUAUUACAUCUCCCACAAAGCCUCAGGAACCAUCCGGCUGCUGAUCAAGAAAGAGAAUGAUUUGUUGGAAGUGUGGAAUAAAACGGGGCAUCAGGGGAAUAAAUGGAACCGAGUUGAGAUCCCCCUGAGGAAGCUGAGGAACUUUGAGGUGAUAUUUGAGGGGAUUCGCUCGGGGGAUGUGAGCGGUGGAGCUGCCCUGGAUGACCUGGAGUUCAUAGACUGUGCCCCAAAUGCUGUGGCGCCAGCCAGCUGUCCUGCAGUCACAGACUUUGUGUGUCACAAUGGUGACUGCAUUGAAUCCCACCUGGUGUGCGACAACAAGGCUGACUGUGCUGAUGAAUCAGAUGAGAUAAAUUGUGACCAUAUAGUUGGCUCACCAGGUGCCUGUAAUUUCAACAUGGAUGAAAACCAGUGGGAAGAUAUGUGCCAGCUUUUUCAGGACCCUGAUGAUGACUUUGAUUGGAGGAUAGGUCACCAGACUGAGACGACAGGAGGUGGACCUCACACUGACCACAGUCCGGGUGGUGGAGGGAACUUCUUGUAUAUACACUCAGCCAUUCAGAGGGAGGGUGACGUUGCCAAGCUGACAACCAGGCGUUCAUUCCCAGCCAGCAUCGGCCUGUGUCACCUUCGCUUCUGGUUCUUCAUGCAUGGCUCAGACAGGAUGGGAACACUGAAGGUCUACACUGUGGGACCUAGUGGUACCAGUCUGUUGAUGUGGGUGGCAACUGGAAACCAUGGGAACCAGUGGGCAUACGCUAAUGUUAUCCUGUCCAACUCAGCACCUUUCAGAGUGACCUUCCAGACAGAGGUGGGUGGAGACAUGUGGACAGACAUCGCCCUAGAUGACAUCUCCUACACUAUAGAGUGUAUGGUCGGAGGACCAGUAACUCCUCAGCCUCUGACCUGUGGGGUGGAUCAGUUCCAGUGUGCAUACUCCUUUCAGUGCAUCCCCGAGAGCUGGUGGUGUGACGGAGAGCCUGACUGUGCUGAUCAGUCUGACGAAAAGCAUUGUCUGACAUCGGUUCCUGGAACUCUUCCUCCUCAAGACCUCUGCCCUACUGGGUAUUAUCAGUGUUCAAACUCUCUCUGCCUCCCGUCCAUACUGCGCUGUGACAGCAUCCCCGACUGCCCUGACGGAGAGGAUGAGUAUAGUUGCCCUCUGCUGCAGUGUGAGCUUGGAGAACUGGUGUGUGAAGAAGGUUCACGUGGUUGUAUCCCACUUCAGAAGCGCUGCGACCACUCAGCCGACUGUCUGCCUUUCCAAUCUGAUGAGUCCAGCUGCCAUGCUUGUCCUCCAAUGUACUGCCUGGAUCAUGGCUCAUGCCUUGUGCAGAGAAACGGGCCUGUUUGCAUGUGUCAUCCAGGAUGGACAGGAAACCGUUGCCACGUGAGGGAGAAGCCGUGUCUCUCCACAGCGACACCCAAACCAGAGGACACGCCGAUGGAUGUUGUGUAUGUUGGCAUCACCAUCGGACUGCUGCUGCUCGUAGCUGGAGUCGCUGUCUGCGUCCUGGCUUCAUACAAGGAAAAAUGCUACUUAAUAAAGACUGACCAGAUGGACUAUGGCGUGACAGAUGAACCAGCCUUUCACUGGAGAGCAGAGCUACCGUCCCUAGAUGAAAGACCAUGCGUUUUUCCCAGAGUCAACCCCGGGAAGAGUGAUGGCCGGGGGCUUUCCAUCAGCGUCUACCCCUGGUGGAGAGAGGUGGAGCAGGGUUCAACCUGGAAAGGAGCCAACCUGUCCUUCACCAACCCAUUGUACAAUUACCCCCCUGAAGCGAAUGGAACUGAACACAAAAGCUCUGAAGCAUAAAAACAAUGGACUUCAAAUAUUUGACACUGCAGUAGAUUCAGACUGUGCAAAUACUUGAUGAGUUUGUUUUGUCCUGCUGAGGUGCCAAAUGGAGGGAAACAAUUCAAAGAAAGUGUUUGAAAGUAAUUUCUGAUAUUACUGUAAUCAACAGCCAAAUUAUUUGGAUUAUGUAUGAUACCCUAUUGAUAUUGUACUAUAUAUUCAAUGAAAAGCUACUCAACAAUUUACCCACUUAAAUAAACCUUUAAAAUCUCAAAAGCAAUAAUCAACAUUCAGAAGUAAAGUGACAGGAUUGAUCCCACUGUCAUGUCUAUACAGAAGUUAUGUACAGCCAGAAGUCACUUAGCUUAGCUUAGCAUAAGGACUAGAAACAGGGGGAAUCUUCUAGCCUGGCUCCAGCCAAGGCAACAAAAUCCACCUGUGAAAAUCCCAAUAAAAUAUUUUACAGAUUGAGA
Molecule: messenger RNA, 6050 nt
Organism: Scophthalmus maximus (turbot)
Lineage: Eukaryota; Metazoa; Chordata; Actinopteri; Pleuronectiformes; Scophthalmidae
Gene: malrd1
Product: MAM and LDL receptor class A domain containing 1
Exons: 33
Coding region: 136-5595 (1819 amino acids)
Cellular component (GO): membrane
Molecular function (GO): protein binding
Source: RefSeq, a predicted model, not a curated record